ACGCCAUUCGAUGCAACGGUCAAAACAAAUGAUGCCACGCUCAUAUCCUGUCAUCUCCUUUCGGCUGUCGCUCUUCAUCCUUAGCCUCUAAGGCUUUCCUGAAGGGCACAACCGUCAUUUGAGAAGAAGGAAUCCCACCUUUGAAAGCGUUCGAAACCGGCAGCGUGGUUGGUUUUUCGUGCCGGAAUCCAAUUCCAAGUGAAAGAAAAUUUUUCUUUUGGUUCAAAAAGAGAGGAAUGGGAUUGCUUUCCAACAGAGUCCAGAGGCAGAGCCUGAAACCAGGGGAUCACAUUUACUCGUGGAGAGCUGCUUAUAUUUAUGCCCAUCAUGGUAUCUAUGUUGGGGACGAUACAGUCAUACAUUUUACUAGACGUGGCCAAGAAGUUGGGACUGGGACUGUGCUGGAUGUUCUCUUGAUUAGCUCAGGACCAACCCGAUCUCAUUUGCCUUGCCCAACUUGCACUCCACCAGAUGAAGGACAUGGAGUCGUCUCCUCGUGCCUGAACUGCUUCCUUGCUGGUGGUGUUUUGUACCGUUUUGAGUAUUCUGUCACCCCUGCUCUCUUUCUUGCAAAAGCACGUGGAGGAACGUGCACUCUUGCAGUCUCAGACCCAGAUGAGAUUGUGGUUCAUCGAGCAAAGUAUCUGCUUGACAAUGGUUUUGGUUGCUAUAAUGUAUUCAAGAACAACUGUGAGGACUUUGCUAUCUACUGCAAAACAGGGCUUCUUGUGGUGGAUGAAGGAAGACUUGGCCAGAGCGGCCAAGCUGCUUCUAUCAUAGGGGGGCCUCUUGCUGCUGUUUUAUCUUCACCGAUGCGUCUUUUUAGUACCAAUGUUUAUGGAAUGGCUGCCACAGCUGUUGCUGUCUACUGUGCCAGUAGGUAUGCUGCUGACAUUGGCUUGAGAAGGGAUGUAAUGAAGGUCCCAGUAGAGGAUCUGACGAGGAGGUUGGCGACAGGCUCACUGCGGGUGGUUGAACCCCAAAUUUCAGUUACUCCUUCCCGUGGGUCUCCCCAGCUUCUAACUCAAUAAUUUAUGUCAACCUAAUAAAAUACGUUCCUGAUCUGGUCCAAUAAUUUGCUGGGACCGUGUUUCCUAAUUCACAGAUUGUGCUGUGCCCCUUGUAUCGUGAAUGCGGCAUUAUACGAUUUUAUUCACUUGUUUUGAAUCCGUCAUCUUCUCUAUCCGUCGCUCUAUUUUCUGUCUACUAAAGCAUUUUGAAGAAUAAAUUGGUGUAUGAACUUAAUCGAGUAUGUUUAUUGAGAUUGAGAUUGCUUA
Messenger RNA from Juglans microcarpa x Juglans regia, 1277 nucleotides. Its product is annotated as protein LEAD-SENSITIVE 1-like. Lineage: Eukaryota; Viridiplantae; Streptophyta; Magnoliopsida; Fagales; Juglandaceae. The coding region runs from base 237 to 1031 and encodes 264 amino acids. The transcript is spliced from 3 exons. The record is from RefSeq and is a predicted model, not a curated record.